Molecule: messenger RNA, 1242 nt
Organism: Nematocida major
Lineage: Eukaryota; Fungi; Microsporidia
Exons: 1
Coding region: 1-1242 (413 amino acids)
Source: RefSeq, a predicted model, not a curated record
AUGAAGAGGUCGGAAAUGCAGAUAUGCACACGAGAAAAGGGCAGUGAAAAAGAAAAAAAUGCAGAGGGCGCGCUGUUGCCGCAGGCCGCUGAAAAGCCAAAGAGAAGAACGUCAAUUGCAAAGAAAAAAGAAGCUGCUCGAAAAGAGGCUGAAGAGAAGCUGAAGGAAAUGGAGAAGAAAAGGCCUCUGAAAAAAGCCAUAGCCAUAAAGGAGGAGGAGCGGCGGCGAGAAGAGGAGAAAAAGGCUGCCAGAAAGGCCAGGCUUAAAAUGCGAGCUCUUGAAAAGAAGAUGGAGAAGGCUGCAGGCGACGCUGUCGCCAAAGCUGCGGAUGUGAUCUCUGUGGAGAAGAAAACAAAGCAAAGCGCUGCACCCAGAAGCGCGCGCGCCAAGUCCAUCAAGCUGACCCGAAUAGGCCCCCAGGAGGAAAGAAUAACAAAAAAGGCAAAAAGGCCUGAGGUGAUAGAAGAGGUUUUGAACCACCCAGAGAAAAAGGUCGAGAUUCAGAGGAUGCUAAGCGAGCUGCACGUGGAGGGAAGAAAGGAGGAAAUCAUGAAGAUUUCGAAGUGCCUAUACGACCCAGCGGUGCACACAAUAUACGUGCAUGGGAUGCCGGGGACGGGGAAAACGCACGUGCUGAACAAGAUAGGCGUUCUCCUGGGGAAGCAGCGGGUGGAGGUGUAUUACUGCAACUUGCUGAUGGACAAUGGGUUCAAGAGGAUCGGGGGAAUGGGCUUCUCCACCACUGUGGUUCUAAUUGUCGACGAGUUUGAGGGGGAAAAAAAGGACAAGAUGUUUAUCCGGCAGAAGGAAAAGCUGGAGAGGCAGUUCAAGCGGGACGAAAGAAAAGAGUACAAGUUCAAGGUGAUUUUGAUCAGCAACGACUACAACAGCAAGGGAAUACACUUUAAGCCGUACAAAAAAGAGGCCAUGGACGUGAUCAUUGACGAGAAGAGCAGCGCUGCGAGCAGCCCGGAAACUAUGGUGAGCGUCCACCAGGGAGUCAUGAGGAGAGAUAUUCGGGCAGCGCUUGCCAAGCAGAUCCAGAACUCAAGGCCAGGAAGCAGCGAAACGGUUGGCCUGUACCACCAGUUUAUAAAGAAGAUGGUGCAGCAGGGAGAAACCAGCGUAAAUAAGAUAUACAGCGAUUUCUUGCAGAGCAUGAAGGAAAAGGGUGCGUCGGUGAUGCCAAAGGAAAUUGUACGGGACAUAAUAGAAGGAUAUCUGGACGGGACACUUUUGUAA